AUGACCGACGCGGAGCAGUACGUGUCGGCGAGCGCCGGACAGCGCCAGUUCGCAGCCCAGGUGCUGGACGAGCUCUGCUCCAGCCUGGAAUGGUCCUACCGGCUGGAGCGUCCAGAGUCCAGGAGCCUCCCUGUGCUGGACGUGGGCUGCGGCCCUGGAGACACCACGGUGCUGGAGCUGCUGCCACGCCUGCCCUCCGGCGUCCGAGUCGUCGCCGCGGACUCCUCCCCUGACAUGCUGCGCAAAGCCGCUUCGAGGUUCCCCGAGUCAACAGUCGACUUCCAGCUUCUCGACAUCGGCACGCCGUACCUCCGGGAGUCCGAGGUGUGGCGAGUGGGCCCCUACUCCAAGCUCUUCUCAUUCUUCUGCCUGCACUGGGUGCCAGAUCAGAGGUACGCAUCUACACACUAA
This is a messenger RNA of Schistocerca nitens (vagrant locust), 411 nucleotides long. RefSeq names its product juvenile hormone acid O-methyltransferase-like. The transcript has a single exon. The record is from RefSeq and is a predicted model, not a curated record. Lineage: Eukaryota; Metazoa; Arthropoda; Insecta; Orthoptera; Acrididae. Bases 1 to 411 code for a protein of 136 amino acids.